UACAAGGUGGGCGUGCUCAUAGCGCUAGUUUCCACCAGCAAAAUAAACUACCGGUACAUAUGCAAUUCACAGAGGUACUGUUUUUGAAACGCGGUGAGUCCUGUCGCUAACUGCAGAAAUAAAUAACUGGAUAAGUUGCUGGAUAGCUUAAAAGGACGUUUCACUACUAUAUAUUUACUGACAACCAAGGACACCACAUGGACAAUCACACCACCAGUGCUAAAGUGCUUCUCAACCAUGCUACGACAUUGAAUCUGCACACGGGAAAUUUAGUAAACCGUAGCCGUCUCAAGAAAAAAUGUCCGUCUUCACCUAGUGAAGAGAUUCAAGACUGUGUUCGAGCUACACUUAGUGAGUGGUUUGCCACGAUACCACCACCAACUUCACCAACGGUGGAGGAAUUCUGUGAGAGCUUAAUGUUAUGCCUUAAAACCUUUGCCCCCCCCCAACCAACGAGGAAGUCUGCUGUAGGGUUGCCAGCCCGCUCUUCAUUUCCACUCAGUUCGACUCGCCAUAAGUUCGGGGUCUGAACUGUGCAUUACGUACACAAAGCCAAAGCUUAUUGGAGCAUCCCUGCAAUGAAAUCCCACAAGAUUGUAAAACAGAAAUUCUGGGACUUACCAGACACAAUUGACUGCUCCAUCCCUCAAGCUACAGAAGUAAUCACACCCGAGGAGAGGGAGGAGCUGAAGGUUUCAGUCAAACUAUUUAUUUGCGAGGCAGACCUCUCUUCAAUCAAAGAUGCAGUAGAUAAGGCUUGCCAGGCCCUGGCUGUUUCCCAGCUGGACUCAGUGAUCAUUGCGCCCCCUGCUCUGCCUGAGGAAGUGAGCCAGACCCUGGACAACCUGCAGCCUGCCUGGAGUGAACUGGAGGGUCUGGUGCAAAGCCACAAGAUCGCUACCAUCGGCACCUCCGACCUGGACAAGGAGCUCCUGGAGCAGCUCUACAACUGGGCCCAGGUGAAACCCAGUAGUAACCAGGUGAAUCUGGCCUCCUGCUGUGUGAUGCCCCCUGACCUGACUGCUUUUGCAAAGGAGUUUGACAUUCAGCUACUGACUCAUAAUGACCCAAAAGAACUGAUUACUGCUGCCAGCUUCCAGGAGGCAGUGCAGGAGAGCACUCAGGACCUGAAGGUGGCAGACUGGAGGUUGGAGUGGGUUUUGCGUUACUCCAUCAUAGUCAAAAGCAGGGGGAUCAUCAAAGCAAAAGGCUACCUUGUUCACGCAAAGAGAAGCAGCCUGCAGCAUGUCCUCUGAAAACCAGUUGUUCAGAUGUUAUUCAUGACCACUGCAUUCAUAGUAAUGAAACCACUUACCCUUCUGCAUUGCAGUAGAAGCUGUGUUUUAAAGACUGAUGGGUAGCUAAACUUUUAUCCAACAUGGUUUCAAAGCGGAUUUUUCUCCUUUUCUCCCCGCAUCUACUUUAUUUUGCUGUGUCAAGGAUUAUGGGGUAUUAUGAAAAAAGAUGCAUUGGUACCACAGAAUUUGUAUUUUAGUACAAUGACAGAAUUAUUCAAAAGCAGUUUAAAUGGGAAACACAGCCUCUAACCCACUAUGGAAAUGUCCUAUGAUAUUUUUACAUUGUAAAUUUGGAUCUGUUGUUAUAGCUUGAGUCAUAUGUAAAGUCCUAGUGCUCUCUGAUGUGUAUGAGCAGCUUCUACUGUAUAAUACUUGCACCCUCUAUUGGCAAUGGGGGGGAUUAAGGCAUAAUUCAAAUUGACAUUUAUGGUUAGUUCAGAAACUAUUUUUGAUUGUGUACACAUUUUAUUUUAAACAAAUCUAGUGAUACUUUAUGGAUGUUAGUAUUGUCAUGUCAAACAUUUUAAUAUAUGUUUAAAGCCCUGUACUUACUGAGAAUAUACUAGGACAGUGGUUCCCAAACUGUGGGGUGUGCCUCCUAGGGUUUAAAUUAGUAGGCUCAACACCUUUAUUGUGUACAUAAUAGCACUGAAAAAUUCCAGAUUGGCAUGGAAAAUGAAUUACAAGCUCUGAAGUAUCUGGCCUGAUAAUGCCUUAUCAUGGCUUUUCUUCCAGACAUUGUCCAAAAAGUUUGAUUUCUCUCUUGUACUGUAAUUAAAAUGUUGCUAUUUUCUGUAUAUCAUGUCCUUGAAUUGUGUUUAUUAAACGAUGAAAGACUAA
Molecule: messenger RNA, 2138 nt
Organism: Oncorhynchus mykiss (rainbow trout)
Lineage: Eukaryota; Metazoa; Chordata; Actinopteri; Salmoniformes; Salmonidae
Source: RefSeq, a predicted model, not a curated record